ACAGCGGGCCCCCCAUUAGCGUCGUGAAGUCGUGAGAACUCGUAGCCUCCAUCUUUGAACUUUCACGACGAUGCUCCCCAACCGUCAGUAUCUUCUCCGGAGAAGAAACUCUCACCGUCGGAACACCGAAACCCUAAGUUUCACCGGCGAGCCAAAGAGACAAAGCAGAGAUUGAUAACGCCGCGUUUCAUUUCCUGUUCCGUAAAUUUGUACGGUUGACUUCGAGCCUUAAUGAUUAUCGGGCUGAUGCUCGCAGAUACUUGUCCGAACACCUCCUUGUAUGUAUACAUUUGUAUACAGGAGUAGAGAUAAUCGAUGGAUCCGGAGCAGACGUUUAUACGGGUUCAAGAGCGGUUCUCCCAGAUGGUGAGUCCCAGGAUUCGAGCUACGCUCGAGUAUCUCUACCUCUUCACCGCCAUCACUCUUUUCUGUAUUCUCGUUGUUAUGCACGCCAACUAUGUCCAGCAGCCUGGUUGUUCGAGUGAGCUGUGGAAAGUGAACAUCUCCGACGUGCAAAUUAUUCAAAUCAAGAUUACUAGCGCUGGCUUGUGGCUCCACAAUGAGACCAACUAUGAUGAAGAAGCUAAUGUCCCUAGUGACCGAAGUAAUACUGAGAUUCUUAGAGUCAUACAUGUUGUAGAGGAUGGCUCAGUUAUUCUGACAGCAAAGUUAUGGUUGAACUGGCUUUUUUCUGGAGCUUGGAGGGGUAAAUCUGCUCCAAAUUUUUGGAAGGCAGACAACGAGUUUCUGGAAUCUCAACCUCAAACUUCUACUAGUGGAAUAAACAUCAAGGCUGCAGGUGAUAAAGCUGCUCAUAGGAUUAAAAAAGAUAGGUCACUUAGCCGGCUUCUUACAUCUUCAAAGCAAUCACUCAAAUCGGCCGUAUUUAAGCUUGGACGAAAGUGGCAUAGGCGUUCGUAUGUCCUUUGGAGAUUUGCGAAGCGUGUUCUUGGAGGUUUAUGGGGUAUAGCCGGUAUACAUUUGAAAAUUGAUAUUCCACAGCUUCUUAAAACGCUUCACUUGCACCGGCUUAACUCCUAUGCUGUGCAUUGGCUAGAGAGGAGAAGUAACACCUUUGAACCAACUUUCUUAUUCACUAUGGAGAAGGGUUAUUUCUUGCUAACUGAAGAAGCCAGGCUACAACAUAACAUUAAUACAAUCAAUAUAAGCAUCUCAGCUCAACAUCCGUGCUUUGGAAACAGGUGGCAGCAACUUCUUAUCAACAGGCUUGUUGGAUAUGAUACUAUUCUGAUCAACAGUUUGUUGAGUUCUCCUGGUCAAGGCUAUCUUUAUAAUCAUCAAACAAAGGAGUUUUACAAUCUUACUUAUGCACACGAGCAGCCUCAAAGUUCUGCUACAUUAGGGGAUUACCUUGUGACAAAGUGUGGCGUACUCAUGAUGUCACUUUUUGUUUUCUUUACAACGACAAUGUCAGUUUCAUUUACUUUAAGAGAGACACAAACUCGUAUGCUGAAAUUUACAGUUCAGCUCCAACAUCAUGCUCGGCAUAGGCUUCCAACCUUUCAAUUAAUAUUUGUUCAUGUAAUUGAAUCCCUUGUUUUCGUGCCGAUAAUGAUCGGUAUCCUAUUUUUCCUGUUUGAGUUUUAUGAUGAUCAAUUGUUGGCUUUCAUGGUCUUGAUUCUUGUUUGGCUGUGCGAACUUUUUACGCUGAUCAGUGUCCGCACACCAAUAUCGAUGAAAUACUUUCCUCGCUUCUUUUUGCUCUAUUUCCUGGUUUUCCAUAUAUACUUCUUUUCCUAUACUUAUGGCUUUUCUUAUCUGGCACUGUCCGCAACUGCUGCAUUUGUCCAACAUCUAAUCAUUUACUUUUGGAACCGUUUUGAGGUCCCAGCAUUGCAGAGAUUCAUCCAAAACCGGCGGUCACAUUUUCAACAGCACCCGAACUUCCACAUCACAUCAUCGACCAUUCUUGCAUCAACCCUACACAUUACCAGGUUAAACGCCACAAGGAACGAAGCCGCGCCAGCGGAGACCAGAAACCCCAAUCUUCAUGUCGGAGGCCAGACCGCCGAAACCCGCCAACCCCCAGAGAAUGAAACCAACCACCCAGGAGGAGGAGGAGGAGGCAUGAACUCACUCAGCAACUUACUGUUGUGGAUUUUGGGAGGCUCCUCCACCGAAAGUCUCAACUCUUUCCUUUCUAUAUUCCGAGAUGUCCGAGAGCACGGUCAGGUUUUUGCAGAUAAUGGAACCGACGGGCAAGAAAAUAAUCAGACGCAGCAGACCGACGAAUAGAAAGAUGGAAUGGUGAGAGGAUCAUGGCCAAUCAUUAUCUUUGAAACAUAUGGUGUUUAUCAAAUUCUGGUGUUCAAAUAGAUUUAUCCAUGACGAGGAAAAGUGCUUUAGAGAAAAAAAUGAAAGCAAAAGAAAAAAUUGCACAUAGAAAUGUUUUUAUUUUAAUUUUUUACAAAGGCGGGGUUUAAAGUUUUGGGGUUAUGGAUGAAACGCUGAAGGGAUGCCCAUGGUUAGUCUUUUGUUGUAAUAUUCUUGUACAGUGAUACACAUAAUAUGAUGAUAAUUGAUUGUUGUAUUUGGUUUGUGUUU
Molecule: messenger RNA, 2565 nt
Organism: Cuscuta campestris
Lineage: Eukaryota; Viridiplantae; Streptophyta; Magnoliopsida; Solanales; Convolvulaceae
Source: the annotation of a GenBank genome assembly